UCUGAGAGAGUACAGUUCGAUUUUGAAUAUCAGUUCAAGCAAGUUGAACAGCUCCACAUUGAUCACCAUGAAAUUCGUUAUCGUUGCUUUGGCACUGGUGGUCCUAGUCGCUGCCCAGGAUGACAAAUACACCACCAAGUACGAUAACAUCGAUGUGGAUGAGAUUUUGAACUCGGACCGUCUCUUCAACAACUACUUCAAGUGCCUGAUGGACGAGGGCAGCUGCACACCGGAAGGCAAUGAACUGAAGCGUGUCCUGCCGGAGUCUCUGGAGAAUAAAUGCGCGAAGUGCAGCGAAAAGCAGAAGGAAACCAGCAGCAAAGUGUUCAAAAAUUUGCAGGAGAACCGCCCCGAACAGUGGGCUUUGCUGAGGGCCAAGUACGAUCCCGAGAACAAGUACUCGUAAGGUGGGAUCAUGCCGACAUUGCAAAAUAACAUUUUGCUUUUCGAAGUUUUGCUGGACAGAGCGAUUGUCGACCACUUCUAAGAAUUUUCAAAUGCACUAGACUGUUACCCAUGUUGGUGAAAAAAUAAAUAACUUUCAACUGCA
This is a messenger RNA of Topomyia yanbarensis, 550 nucleotides long. RefSeq names its product ejaculatory bulb-specific protein 3-like. Bases 68 to 406 code for a protein of 112 amino acids. The record is from RefSeq and is a predicted model, not a curated record. Lineage: Eukaryota; Metazoa; Arthropoda; Insecta; Diptera; Culicidae. The transcript has 2 exons.